GAAAGCCCCAUAAUGUCAUCCCGUUAGAAAGACGCAAACAUUACUUUUUCCAUAUUUUACCUUUUCUAAGCGAUUAAAAGAUUGCCAAGAGUCAGUGCCACGCAGGGAAGGACAUCAAGGCUCCAGGAAACGCGUUGAGGUCUAAAUGAUGGCAUGGUGCAGUCAGCCAGUUCGGGGGGUCCUUCUGGACAUAACCGGGGUCCUAUAUGAGGGUGGAUCCACUGUGCCUAUUCCUGGGAGCGUGGAGGCUGUGGAGAGACUCAAGGCAUCAGGUAUAGGAGUUCGUCUGGUCACUAACGAGACCUCCGUACCUGUGGGCCAUCUCCUGAAGAAGCUGCAAGGUAUGGGCUUCAAGGUGCAGGAUAGGGAGGUCUUCAGCCCCAUUCCUGCAGCCAUCAGGGUCCUGCAGGAGAGAGGAUUGGUCCCACAUCUCCUGGUGAAUCCUAUGGUCGAGGGAGAGUUCGCCCCCCUGCUGCCCCCUGCCGCCCCCCCCGCCCCCCCCAGCUGUGUAGUAGGAGAUGCUGACCAAGCCUUCAACUUCGAUAACAUGAACAAGGCUUUUAGGGCUCUGAAGGGCAUGGCGGACCCCGUUAUACUGUCCUUGGGCGCGGGAAAGUUCUACCGCCACCACGGAGAGCUUCAGCUGGACGUGGCGCCGUUCGUCAAGGCUUUGGAGUGGGCGGUGAGUGGGGCGAAGGUCGAGGUGGUGGGGAAGCCCUCUCCGAACUUCUUUCUCUCAGCCCUCUCAUCCAUGGGGGUCAAGCCGGAGGAGGCUGUCAUGGUGGGGGAUGACAUCGAGGGUGACGUCGGGGGAGCGCUGGGGUGUGGGGUGAGGGGGCUGCUUGUGCGGACGGGCAAGUUCACCCCGGCCUGGGAGAAUCACCCCACUAUCACCCCGUCUCAUAUUGGGGUGAAUUUGGGGGAGGUGGUGGAUGAGCUGCUGGGGUGAUGGGAGGAGGAGGAGGAGGAGGAGGAGGAGGGAAUGAAGGAAAUUGAGAAAGUAGAAGAGAGAGAGGAAGAAGGAGGAGGAGGAGGAGGAGGAGGAAGAGGAAGUGAUUGUGGUGGGGAGGAAGAAGAAGAAGAAGAGGAGGAGGAGGAGGAAGAGUUAAGACAGUAUAGAAAAGAGAAGAGAGGAAGAAGAAGAGGAGGAAGAGGAAGAAGAGGAGAUAUUGAAGAAAAAAAAGAGGAGGAGGAGGGGGAGGAAAGAAGAGGAAGAGGAAGAGGAGGUGACUGGGUGAUAGAGAUUUUAGUAGUAAUAGUAGUAGUAGUAGUAGUAGUAGUAGUAGUAGUAGUAGUAGUAAGAUAUUGUAUACUAUUAUGAUGAACUUGUAUACGCAUUGUUGUCAUUGUUGUUAAUAAAAAUAUAUAGUU
This is a messenger RNA of Eriocheir sinensis (Chinese mitten crab), 1371 nucleotides long. RefSeq names its product phospholysine phosphohistidine inorganic pyrophosphate phosphatase-like. Gene Ontology annotation, biological process: dephosphorylation. Gene Ontology annotation, molecular function: inorganic diphosphate phosphatase activity; phosphatase activity. The record is from RefSeq and is a predicted model, not a curated record. Gene Ontology annotation, cellular component: cytosol. Lineage: Eukaryota; Metazoa; Arthropoda; Malacostraca; Decapoda; Varunidae.